AUGGCCACCUCGUACACUGUCGAAGAUUGGCAGCGCUCUGACGCCUACCAUAACUCCUUCCUCAUCCCCCCCGACGAGGCUCUUGAGCGUGCGCGCAAGGCUAGUGACGAAGCGGGCCUGCCUUCCAUCGCCGUCAGCACGGCGCAGGGCAAGUUUUUGAACCUUCUCGUUCGCUCGCACGGCGCGAAGAGGGUUCUCGAAGUUGGCACUCUCGGUGGCUAUUCAACAAUCUGGCUUGCGCGCGCCGUUCCCCAGGACGGUCAGGUAAUCACCUGCGAGAUCUCUGAGAAGCACGCAAAGGUCGCCCGUGACAACAUAGCCCAUGCUGGUUUGGCGUCCAAGGUCAAGCUCCUGCUUGGUCCCGCCGCCGAGACCCUCAAGACUAUGCAACCUGACCAGCCCUUCGACUUCAUCUUCAUUGAUGCCGACAAGCCGGGGAAUCUCACGUAUCUCCUGGAGGCCAAGCGCCUCAUCAAGAAAGGGGGUGUCAUCAUUGUCGACAAUGUCGUCCGUCAUGGUAUGGUUGCCAAUCCGAAUGCCGACGACGACAACUCAAAGGGUGUUCGUAAGCUCCUCGAGCACUUGAAGACGGAUAAAGAGUUGGAUGCGACAACCAUCGGGACUGUUGGUGAGAAGGGAUGGGAUGGUUUCACCUAUAUUGUCCGUCUGUGAUCUAGUGAUCACUCCGUUCCUGAAGCGAAUGCUCAGUGUCUGUAGCUCAGUGAUUGUUGUGCGUUGUUAUUUGUAAAUCGCGAGAUUCGCUAUAUCAUCGUCUGUCGCUAUAGCGCAACAUGGCAUUCCUUUCCUCGCAUGCGAGUAAGUGAACUAACAAAUUUGGAAUGUAGAUCAAAAUGUCCAAUCGCAGAGAGGAGAAUCGACGAGUAGUGUCCAUGCACAGCAAGCGAGAAAUGGUAUCAAAAUAUCGACACUGUCCGCAGAGCAUUAUCCUGGCUAGAGUAGUACUGAAUGAGCACAAACAGUAUUAGUAGACGACACGUAUGAGCGUCCAUAACAUUUUUGGCAAUCACGUUUAGAGGGCGAGGAAUACCGCUGCGAUAGCAGCAACGCCGACAAGGCCGCUGGACAUGGCGGUGGAGCGCGCGCCAUUGGUCGCGGCCGCGGCCGUCG
Messenger RNA from Laetiporus sulphureus 93-53, 1128 nucleotides. RefSeq names its product O-methyltransferase family 3 protein. The coding region runs from base 1 to 672 and encodes 223 amino acids. The record is from RefSeq and is a predicted model, not a curated record. The transcript has 4 exons. NCBI's taxonomy places the organism in Eukaryota, Fungi, Basidiomycota, Agaricomycetes, Polyporales, Laetiporaceae. Gene Ontology annotation, molecular function: S-adenosylmethionine-dependent methyltransferase activity; O-methyltransferase activity.